Messenger RNA from Physella acuta, 2498 nucleotides. Its product is annotated as glucosamine-6-phosphate isomerase 1. Gene Ontology annotation, cellular component: cytoplasm. Gene Ontology annotation, biological process: N-acetylglucosamine catabolic process; D-glucosamine catabolic process; carbohydrate metabolic process. The record is from RefSeq and is a predicted model, not a curated record. Gene Ontology annotation, molecular function: identical protein binding; glucosamine-6-phosphate deaminase activity. NCBI's taxonomy places the organism in Eukaryota, Metazoa, Mollusca, Gastropoda, Physidae.
GUCACAUGAUCACGUGAAUAUUUGAUCAAGAAGUAAACAAGACAUGUUUAGUGCUAACUCCCGUACAGUUGAGUUAGAUAGCCUAGUGUUCUAUUCCCUUGUCCUUCUUAUCUUAUCAGUAUCAGGUCUUGGUCUCAAGCUAAGAGGGUUAAAGUUCUCGAGUGAACUUUAAAGAAGUAGAGAGAGCAUUCUAUACUAGAUUCUAGCGUUCUAGUUAAACUGUGCUGCCCAAAAUGAGGCUCGUAAUUCAUGAUAAUUAUGAUCAGGUGUCUGAGUGGGCAGCAAAAUAUGUUAGAAGGAGAAUCAUCUCUUUUAACCCUGGCCCAGACAAGUAUUUUACUAUUGGUCUUCCAACAGGAAGUACCCCUCUAGGAAUGUAUCGCAAACUUAUUGAAUUCCACAAAGCUGGCAAAUUGUCAUUUAAGUAUGUUAAAACUUUCAACAUGGAUGAGUAUGUAGCUUUGCCAAGGGAACACCCAGAGAGCUAUCACUCCUUUAUGUGGGAAAACUUUUUCAAACACAUUGAUAUACAACCAGAAAAUGCACACCUUCUUGAUGGUAAUGCUGCAGAUUUGGAAAAAGAAUGUGUUGACUAUGAAAUUAAAAUCACAGAGGCUGGAGGAAUCAGGCUGUUUAUUGGAGGCAUUGGACCUGAUGGCCACAUUGCUUUCAAUGAGCCAGGCUCAAGCUUAGUAUCUCGCACACGAGUUAAAACUCUGGCUCAAGAAACUAUACAGGCCAAUGCACGAUUCUUUGGCAAUGAUCUUUCUAAGGUCCCCAAACAAGCUCUCACUGUUGGAGUAGGAACUGUCAUGGAUGCUGAUGAGGUUAUGAUUUUGAUAACUGGUGCCCAUAAAGCUUUUGCUCUGCACAAAGCAAUAGAGGAAGGUGUCAACCAUAUGUGGACAGUCUCAGCCUUCCAGCAACAUCCAAGGGCCAUUUUUCUUUGUGAUGAGGACGCCACCAUGGAGUUGAGAGUCAGGACGGUAAAAUAUUUCAAAGGUUUAAUGCAGAUUCAUAACAAGCUGGUAGAAGAACCUGGAGUUGUAAAGGUUGAUUAAUCUCAAGAAAUGCACUCUUGCCUACCAAAACCUAUUUUAUAAAACAUUGAACAGGCUGCAUCACAAUACUGUAAUUUAAAGCAAGCCUCUUUGUAACAGGGAAAGAAUAUUUAUGUCCCAAUAUAUCUUUUUUUAUGAAUUGUAAUUUGUAUGGCUGUGAAUGUAGACAGAAAUAUAGACUGCAAAUUACAGACAAAAAUUUAUAUUAAGUAGGGAAAAAACGUUUAACAUGAAAUUUAUUUUUUUAAAUUACAGCAUAAUUAAUAGUUGCAGUAAAAUAUUGGUAAUUAACUAAGCAGUUUCGUAAUUAUUAUAUUAAAUGUUUAACAUUUGAAAGUAUACAAGGUUAACGUAUUAAGCCUUAAUAACAGAUUUUAACAUUCCAUAAAAAAAGUAUGUGAGAUGUGUAAAUAUUUAGCUUACUGCACUGUCUCCGGAAUACUAAAACCAGAUGUAUUAGGUUUUUAACUAUUUAAAGCUUAUAUAUUAAAAUAUUAAAAAUAUAUUACACUCUAUCACAUACAAAAGAUCGUUUAUGGCGAUUCUUCAUGAACUUGUUGGUAAUCAGUAAAGACUUUCUAAAGUGAUAUAAUCUUGCACUCUACUUUUUACUGCCACAAACUAGAUCUAUAUACAACUUGGUAUAAAUACUAUUCCCUCCCUAGUUGUUUAUAUUAUUAAAAAAGUAGUUUUUGUAACCAAAGCUGCAUAAUUUUAUAAAAUUGCAUUUAUUAGAUAUUUUUAUAUGUUUAACUCCACAAAGUAAUUUUUUGCUCUAAAAUCCACCAACCUCAAUACUCUAUUCUAAUCUAUUCUAGCUAGUUUUCUUUUAUUCAUUGCAGCAUGUAGUGCUGACAAUAUCUUAUUUAGUUUACAUUUUUUUCCUGAAUUGUAUAGUCUGUAGAGUUAAAGUAACAGUUAUUCAUAAAAUAGAUCUGCAACAUCUAGCAGUUGUUUUUUUUUUAAAUGGAUCAGUCAUUUCUCUUUUUCUUGUGCAUUUUUUAUCAUGUAUUUUCAAUGUCAUAUAUAUCACAUGUCAUGAAUCAAGUUGAUUUUGAAUAUUAAUACAUGUAGUUUUUGCUAGAAGAAAAUUGUAUUAUUAUUAUUAUUAUUUACUUACAGUAAAAUAUUUGGGCAUAAUAAUGGAUGGUGCACAUAUUGAAAUUUGACAGUUUUUACUAAAGCCCUACCUCAUAUAAAACAUGUUUCCUUGGACCAUAACCCCUCUAGUUAACAUUUUAAACAACUACCCUUCCCCAAAGUCAUGACUAUUUGGUAGUCCUACUACACAAACUAAUGCUUAGAAUUAUGGAAAUCAGAUCAUUGGUUAUAUGUGCACAUCCCUAAUAUGGCAGUGUUAGUGAUAUUUCAACUAAAGUUGUUGACUCCAUGUAAUCAGCCUUACAUUCUCUAUUUUCUUUUAAUUUGAAAACAAUA